This is a messenger RNA of Onthophagus taurus, 555 nucleotides long. Lineage: Eukaryota; Metazoa; Arthropoda; Insecta; Coleoptera; Scarabaeidae. The record is from RefSeq and is a predicted model, not a curated record.
GUUCCGUAUGUAACAUAUAGGUGUUAACGUGUUGUUUAAGUGAAUAAAGAUUGCAUUAAAUACAUUUUUUUAUAAACUUUUUAAUAUUGUGUUUAAAUUAGUGUAUUAUAUAAAUCUAUAAAGAUGGUAAAUUCUUGUUCUGCAUACGGAUGUACAAAUAGACAGUCAACAGGAAGUGGUUUACAAUUUCAUCGAUUUCCAUUAAAUAAGCCUGGAGUUUUAAAAAAAUGGAUAAAGGAAGUACGCAGGAAAAAUUUUAAGCCAACAAAGUAUAGUUUUCUAUGUAGUGAUCAUUUUCUUGCUACGGAUUAUCAAAUACGACCAGGUGCCAGCAAGGGAUGGCUAAAAGAAGAUGCAUUUCCUUCAGUGUUUAAAGGAUUUCCAAAUCACCUUCAAAAACCUCCUCCAUCCAAAAGACGUUUAUUGUCUAGAGUAAUUGAGAAAGAGAAAAAGGCUGAUGAUAUUGAGAACAUGCCAAGUACAAGUACUACACCCGACUUAUCUGAGAUAUCUGAACAGAAUGCAAUGCAAUGUGAUGUGGUAAAUAUUGAAUAA